CUCCAAUGUUUCCUCAGCAUAAAAACUUUCCUUCUUCCUUCUCUUCCACCCAACAUGGAUCUCCCUCUCCCACUCUCCACCAUCUUCCUUGUUCUUCUCCUCUCCAUCAUAUCUGUCAAAUUCCUCCAAAGUCUUAGGUACAAGCUGCCUCCUGGACCCAGGCCAUGGCCAAUAGUGGGCAACCUAUUCAGCAUCAAGCCCAUCAGGUUCAGGUGCUUCGCCGAGUGGGCGCAGACCUACGGGCCGAUCAUGUCGGUCUGGUUCGGCUCGACGCUCAACGUGAUCGUCUCGAACUCCGAGCUGGCGAAGGAGGUGCUCAAGGACAACGAUCAGCACCUUGCAGACAGGCACAGGACCAGGUCCGCAGCUAGGUUCAGCCGGGACGGCAAGGACCUUAUCUGGGCUGACUAUGGGCCUCACUAUGUCAAGGUGAGGAAGGUUUGCACCUUGGAACUGUUCUCCCCAAAGAGGCUUGAGGCCCUCAGACCCAUCAGAGAGGAUGAAGUUACUGCCAUGAUUGAGUGUGUCUUUAAAGACUGCACAGAUCAAGAGAAGAAGGGGAUGGUGUUGAGGACCCACUUGGGGGCGGUGGCGUUCAACAACACGACGAGGCUGGUGUUCGGGAAGAGGUUCAUAGACGCGGACGGGAAGAUGCACCCGCAGGGCUUGGAGUUCAAGGGGAUCGUCGCCAACGGGCUGAAGCUCGGGGCGUCGCUGCCGUGGGGCGAGUACGUGCCCUGGCUGCGCUGGGCCUUCCCGCUGGAGGAGGAGGCCAUCGCCAAGCACGGCGACCGGCGGGACCGCCUCACCCGGGCCAUCAUGGAGGAGCACACCCUCGCCCGCAACAAGUCCGGCGGCGCCAAGCAGCACUUCGUCGACGCCCUCCUCACCCUCCAGCAGGAGUACGACCUCAGCGAGGACACCAUCAUCGGCCUCCUUUGGGACAUGAUCACGGCCGGGAUGGAUACGACCGUGAUCUCCACGGAGUGGGCGAUGGCGGAGAUCCUAAAGCACCCCAGGGUCCAAGAGAAAGUCCAAGAGGAAUUGGAUCGGGUCAUCGGUCACGACAGGGUCAUGUCCGAAACCGACUUCCCAGACCUCCCCUACCUCCAGUGUGUGGUCAAAGAGGCCAUGCGCCUGCACCCGCCCACGCCGCUGAUGCUGCCCCACAAGGCCACCGCCAACGUGAAGCUCGGCGGCUACGACGUGCCCAAGGGCUCGAUUGUGAACGUGAACGUGUGGGCCGUCGCCCGGGACCCGGCGGUCUGGAAGCGGGCGGAGGAGUUCUGGCCGGAGCGAUUCCUGGAGGAGGACAUCAACAUCAAGGGCCAAGACUUCCGGGUGCUGCCGUUCGGCGCAGGGCGGCGGGUGUGCCCGGGCGCGGGGCUGGGCGUGUUCCUGGUGCAGUCGAUGCUGGGGCACCUGCUGCACCACUUCAAGUGGGCGCCGCUGGAAGGGGUCAGAGAGGAGGAGAUCGACUUGUCCGAGAACCCGGGCAUGGUCAGCUUCAUGGCUACGCCCUUGCAGGCGAGGGCCACGCCCAGGCUGCCUGCUCACUUGUACCGACGCGUGCCCUACGAGGGCUAAAACCAGCCCACCUUCGUAUCGUGCCUUUGGGAUUUCCGUCUUGCAGACAAUACUUGGUGUUUUGGAUCUGGAGCAGACACACAAAACAUUUGUUGUAUAUUUAUAUGAGAUGGAACCGAAUCUUUUCCCGUCGCUAUUCUCGUGAAUGGCUGUAAAGGGUCGAGUACGGUCUCGGCGUUUCGCAUUUGGUAUUUGGUUUGCAUUUUUGGCUCUAAAGUAUUUUUCAUAAGAAUCAACCUUUUCUGAAAAUAAUCACUCCUCAUGUUCUCAUUUCUUCGAUUCUCAGUAGCCCAUCUCUACAUGUAACUUUUAUGUUCCUUUCAUUAAAGUGAGCUCAUUAUUUUA
Molecule: messenger RNA, 1932 nt
Organism: Nymphaea colorata (pocket water lily)
Lineage: Eukaryota; Viridiplantae; Streptophyta; Magnoliopsida; Nymphaeales; Nymphaeaceae
Product: p-coumarate 3-hydroxylase
Exons: 3
Coding region: 55-1587 (510 amino acids)
Molecular function (GO): iron ion binding; monooxygenase activity; heme binding
Source: RefSeq, a predicted model, not a curated record